This is a messenger RNA of Aspergillus clavatus NRRL 1, 1242 nucleotides long. RefSeq lists its product as uncharacterized. The coding region runs from base 1 to 1242 and encodes 413 amino acids. The transcript has a single exon. The record is from RefSeq and is a predicted model, not a curated record. NCBI's taxonomy places the organism in Eukaryota, Fungi, Ascomycota, Eurotiomycetes, Eurotiales, Aspergillaceae.
AUGAAAAAGGCAUCGCUGCUCAGAUUCAGACCUUUUGCAAAUAUCCAUCAACCGCUUCCCCGUACACCAAGAGAGUCCCAGCAAUUACUCAACGCCCUUACGUCCUCUUUCCGUCGUCAGCUCGACCAUGAAUACCCUUCCUCCUCCACCACGAAUAAGGACGGAAAUAGCGACAAUCCCGCAUCCUCUGUCCAUGCGACCGAUAAACAUCUGAGGUCCAUUUUGGACAAUCCUCUUUUCCGGGUAGUUCCUUCAAAGUCCGCUGCUCUCAACGACAUUGCUCUGCUUGGGAGCCCGGCGGAACAGAGACUGGCGACUGAGCCCAUGACAGUCUUCGAUGAACUAGUGGCCGCAGGUUCUGUUACUCAGUCGGCUCUGUUCAACUGUCUAAAGGCUCAAUAUGUGCUCGCCACUGCGCACACAGGCGAUGGGGUGGUUGAAGCGAUGAAACAGUGCAAGGCCGGUUCCAAGAUCAUCAGCUGGUGGUUCGCAUCCGACUCAGAUUCAAGAAAAAUGCUCCUAUCGUCGCGAGUGGUAUCUCCGACUGCCCUGAAGUUCAUGGCCGCUGAGGGACUAAUGGAGACGGCGAUGGUGUGGCUGAAAAUGGUGCUGAAUCAGGAUAUUGGGGGUCGGGACGGUCGCAUCACGCAAGCCCUCGCUCAGCAGAUGGCCAUCCAUCUCCUAGUCGAUCUUCUGAAGGCAGAGACCAAAUACGGGGGCGGAGUAGUUUCGUCCAUGCGGUACUUUGUGGAGGCCAGCAAAUUGCCAACAGCAGCCGGUGAUCAACUCUCCGGUCAGUUUAAGAAAUCUUUCUUGCUCCCUGGGGCCGGUCAUUUGUGCCAUUCCAUCGUGCAGGGCGAUCGGUCUCAGAAUCAGCAGAUCUCUCCCGAAUUGUAUGACGAAUAUAUACGGAUUAUUGAGUCUACAUCCAAGAGAUCGAUACUGCUGGGCUCUGUGCAUCUCUACCAUCCAACCCGACCCGACGCUGGACCCCUUCUACAGUUUACAGAAAGCGUCUCUCCAGCGUGGAUUGAAUCAUGGUCUAAGUCCAAACGAGAAAACUUUUUGCGAUUUGGUUGUGAUGCCCUGCGCCUCUUGAUUGAUCAGGAGAGGUUUCAAGAGGCCUCCUACCUGGCGAGAUUCAUUCAGGACAAUAUUGCAGAAAAUACUGCCGAACAGACAGAUGCAUGUUCGGCAGAGGAAGAGAUCAUUCUCAACCGAUCGGGACUGGCCUGGACCUGA